AUGACCGCGGCAAAGAUUGACGGAACGGCAAUUGCUAAGAAAGUACGCGAGCAACUGCGCGUCGAGAUUGUCGAGAAGAAGAACGUCAACGCACGUUUCCAGCCGUCCCUCAAGAUCAUCCAAGUGGGAGACCGUUCUGAUUCUUCAACUUAUGUACGCAUGAAGUUAAAAGCCGCUGAGGAGUGCGGCAUAUCAUGUGAGCUCAUCAAGUUCGACGAGUCGGCCACUGAGGCCGAGCUGGUUGCCCGCGUCGUCGCCCUCAACCACGAUUCGACGGUGCACGGCAUCUUGGUGCAACUCCCUCUUCCCAAGCAUGUCUCUGAGUACAAUGUCACCUCGGCCGUUGCGGGCGAGAAGGAUGUCGACGGCUUUGGCACUCACAACAUCGGCGAGCUAGCCAAGCGCGGCGGCCGCCCCUUCUUCAUCCCCUGCACUCCCCAGGGUGUCAUGGUACUUCUUCAGGAGGCUGGUGUCGAGCUGGCCGGUAAGAACGCCGUUGUGCUCGGGAGGAGCGACAUCGUCGGCAGCCCUGUUAGCUACCUGCUCAAGAACGCCGACGCUACGGUGACCGUCUGCCAUUCCAAGACGAAGAACCUGGACCAGUACCUCAAGAAUGCCGACGUGCUCGUCGUCGCCAUUGGCCAGCCCGCUUUUGUCAAAGGCGAGCAGCUCAAGCCGGGCGUUGUUGUCAUCGAUGUGGGCACCAACUACAUCCCCGAUGACACGAAGAAGUCGGGCCAGCGCCUUGUGGGCGACGUCGACUUCGAGUCUGCCUCCCAGGUUGCUUCCCACAUCACCCCCGUCCCCGGCGGCGUCGGCCCCAUGACCGUCGCCAUGCUUCUCAAGAAUGUUGUGGACGCUGCGACACAGUCGUAUGAGGCCGAGAAGCAGAGGCACAUUGUGCCUCUCCCCCUGAAGCUCCUGGAGCCCGUCCCAUCUGAUAUUGCCAUCUCGCGUGCGCAGGCCCCCAAACCCAUCACGCAGAUUGCCAAGGAGAUUGGUGUCUCUCCCUCCGAGCUGGAGCCGUAUGGAGCGUACAAGGCCAAGAUCGACCUUGACCUGUUGCAGCGCCUUGAUCAUCGCCGGAAUGGCCGCUACGUUGUCGUCACGGGCAUCACCCCUACGCCGCUGGGUGAGGGUAAGUCGACGACCACCAUGGGUCUGGCCCAAGCACUUGGUGCCCAUCUUGGCCGUGUGACGUUUGCCAAUGUGCGCCAACCCAGCCAGGGCCCGACCUUCGGGAUCAAGGGUGGUGCUGCCGGCGGUGGUUACAGCCAGGUCAUCCCAAUGGACGAGUUCAACCUACAUCUGACGGGCGACAUCCACGCCAUCACCGCUGCGAACAACUUGCUCGCCGCGGCCAUCGACACGCGCAUGUUCCACGAGAGCACCCAAAAGGAUGCUGCUCUUUACAGGCGUCUGGUCCCUGCCAAGAACGGCAAGCGUGCGUUCGCGCCCAUCAUGACGCGCCGUCUAAAGAAGCUGGGCAUCGACAAGACGGAUCCCGACUCCCUGACUCCUGAGGAGAUUACCCGGUUUGCUCGUCUUGACAUCGACCCGGAGACCAUCACAUGGCGCCGUGUUCUCGAUGUCAACGACCGUCACCUGCGCGGCAUUAUCAUCGGUAACGCGCCCACGGAGAAGGGCCACAGCCGCCAAACCGGUUUUGAUAUCUCGGUCGCCAGUGAGUGUAUGGCCAUCCUUGCGCUGAGCACCAGCCUGAGCGACAUGCGGGAGCGCCUUGGCCGGAUGGUGGUGGCCAGCUCCAAGAGCGGCGACCCCGUCACAUGCGACGACAUCGGCGCCGGCGGUGCGCUCACGGCCCUGAUGAAGGACGCCAUCAAGCCGAACCUGAUGCAGAGCUUGGAAGGUACUCCCGUCUUCGUGCACGCCGGCCCCUUUGCCAACAUCAGCAUCGGCAACAGCUCUAUCCUGGCCGACAAGAUGGCCCUGAAGCUUACCGGGACGGAGCCGGACGAGGACCACGCGGCCAAGACCGGCUUUGUGGUCACCGAGGCCGGUUUCGACUUCACCAUGGGCGGUGAGCGGUUCUUCAACAUCAAGUGCCGCACCUCCGGGCUCGUCCCAGACGUCGUCGUCGUGGUAGCCACCGUCCGCGCCCUCAAGGUGCACGGCGGCGGCCCCCCCAUCGCACCCGGCGCCGCCCUCGACCCCGUCUACAAGCAAGAAAACGUCGAGAUCCUCCGCGCCGGCUGCGUCAACCUGGCCAAGCACGUCGCCAACGCCAAAUCCUACGGCGUCCCCGUCAUCGUGGCCAUCAACAAAUUCUCCACCGACACCCAAGCCGAAAUCGACGUCAUCCGCGAGGAGGCCAUCAAAGCCGGCGCCGAAGACGCAGUCCUCGCCAACCACUGGGCCGAAGGCGGCAAGGGCGCCGUCGACCUCGCCCGCGCGGUCGUCACAGCCGCCGAGCAACCCAAAGACAACUUCAAACUCCUCUACUCCCUCGACGGCACCGUCCAAGAACGCAUCGAAAAAAUCGCCCGCGACAUGUACGGCGCCUCCGCCGUCGAGUUCAGCGAGCUCGCCCAAAAGAAGGUCGACACCUACACCCGCCAGGGGUUCGGCAACCUGCCCAUCUGUGUGGCUAAGACGCAGUACUCUCUUAGCCAUGACCCGGAUCUCAAGGGCGCGCCGACGGGGUUCACGGUGCCGAUUCGGGAUGUGCGCAUGGCGGCUGGCGCGGGGUAUUUGUAUGCGCUAGCGGCGGAUAUUCAGACGAUUCCGGGGUUGCCGACGGCGCCGGGGUAUUUGAAUGUUGAUGUGGAUGCUGAGACGGGGGAGAUUGAUGGGCUGUUUUAG
Dichotomopilus funicola is the source of this 2823-nucleotide messenger RNA. Its product is annotated as formate--tetrahydrofolate ligase-domain-containing protein. Gene Ontology annotation, molecular function: formate-tetrahydrofolate ligase activity; methenyltetrahydrofolate cyclohydrolase activity; ATP binding. The transcript is spliced from 4 exons. Gene Ontology annotation, biological process: tetrahydrofolate interconversion. The record is from RefSeq and is a predicted model, not a curated record. The coding region runs from base 1 to 2823 and encodes 940 amino acids. NCBI's taxonomy places the organism in Eukaryota, Fungi, Ascomycota, Sordariomycetes, Sordariales, Chaetomiaceae. Gene Ontology annotation, cellular component: cytosol.